Molecule: messenger RNA, 863 nt
Organism: Darwinula stevensoni
Lineage: Eukaryota; Metazoa; Arthropoda; Ostracoda; Podocopida; Darwinulidae
Source: the annotation of a GenBank genome assembly
AUGGCCGCCGUGAGGGAAAUUGUAACUGCACUGGACAACAAUUGGAAAUGGGUGGCUUUUGGAAAUGCUCAACAUGUGUGCAUGUUCUCUGGCUACCUCCUCUUCUAUCUCAUCGGGAUGCUGGCGGAUAUGGAGUAUCAUAUUCCGCCGUACGUCGACGAUGCGUUUGGAAUACUUGCCCUCACUACAGAAUGGCUCCUAUUCGCCAAUCAUCUCCAUGGCAUGCCUCCCCUCGAAGUCUUAGUUCACACGUUGCUGGGAAAUGUGAUCAAGGGCGGAAUCCUGAUGGGAUUUCUGGUGAUUUGGAAAAAGUCCCAAAUUCUUCCGGUGCUCGGAUUGGCGUAUACGAUACUGUUCCAAGGAACCUGGUUCUGGCACGUCGGAUUUAUCCUCUUUCCUCCCUGGAAGAGUACCUGGAACGCGGAGAGCCACGAACACAUGACCAUUGCCACUGUGAUUUUUAUCGCCCACUUGUUUCUCAAUGCCGUUCUCAUCCUGAUUCUCAAUGCUUUCAUUGCGAGGCGUCUUCGUGGACGAAAAUGUCUUGCUAAGGACUCAAUGGAGAGGCGGAUGCUGUUAUCUCAAGAUGAGGAGCCAGAGAAGGAGAGAGAAAUCUUCAGAAAUGGGACAAUUCCAUGAUAUAAAAAAGAAGCAACUAUGGGUGCACGAAGACUGGACUUUGCUCAAGCAAGGUUGUUAACAAUUGCUGAAACUUUUCAUGGUUAAAUGGAAACUAUGAUUCAAAAUGAAGUUGAAAAGUAAAAUAACUCCAAAGGAACGGUUAUGAGAAUGUCAUGGAAAAUUCAGAGAAUCCCUCACACUUUGUCAGUUAUAGAAGAUUGAAUUUAAAUAAGAAUGUCACC